AUUUCCUUUAGCUCUACAGCUACAGCCAAAUAAAGAAUAAAAUGGUAUAUUAUCAACCCUUAAAUUUGUUAAUAUUAUUAGAACAGUCCAAUAUUCUGUUUUGAUAAUUAUUGUUUUAUUUACUGUUUCAAAUCGUAGCCAUAAACUAUUAAAUUUAUUUUUAAAUACAAAAAGAAAUAUUAGAUUUUAGAUACUGAGUAUUGUAUUCAAAUUAAUAUCAUGAAUAAAUCGAUUGAUAUUUGUAAAGCUUCUCUGGUUAGCUUAAAAGCAGAAUUUUUGCGCAAACAAGAAGAAGCGAAUAAAGCAAAAAGUUUUUCUGGUGAUACAUUCAUUCGUCCUGUACCUGGUGCUAAAACACCUACAUGUCUUCUUGAGAUUAAUAAAGGUGUUGAAAAUAGAAAUGCCAAAGAUUUAGAACAAAAAUUCGAACCAAGUGAUGAUAAUAGCUUAAAAAAAUCUCGGGAUAUAUUGGCAAUGAAAACUUUACUUUAUGAUAAAUUAGUUAAUGGCGAAAUGAUAGCAGAACAAGAUAAGACAUUUUUAGUUGAUUUUAAACAAAAAGUAAAAUCUACCAAUGAUGCACCAGCUAAAAAAAAUGAAAAAAAGACACAAGAAGAUACUAUUUCUGAUUCAGAAUUAAAUAAAUAUGAUUCUGAAGGGGAUGAUGAUUGGAUUGAUUACACAGAUUUCUUUGGUCGUACUAGACGAUGUUUAAAAUCAGACUUAGAGUUUUUUAAAAAAAGAGAUCAAAGAAUAGAAAGUGAACUAGGACCUUCUCCCAAUGAUAUAAAAUCAACUAUUAAUUUUAAAGCUCAAAAAUUUGUGAAAGAAGAUGUGAUUUCAGAAAAUAUAUCUGAGGUUGUCUCUUCAGAUAUACGUAGAGAGCAAUUUCGUCUUAAGUGGGAGGAAGAAGAACAGAAACUGGCUGAAAGAACAGACAUUCAUUAUGAAGACAUAAGAUUUGACGAGGUUCGAGAACAUGGAGUUGGAUAUUAUGCAUUCUCAACAGAUGAAAAAGAACGGCAUAGACAGCAGGCCGAACUUAAAAAACUACGUGAACAAACAAAAACCUCACAAAGUACAGUACAAAAAUUAAAAGAAAAGCGUGCAGCACAAAUGGCUGCACGACUUAAAGCUGUGAAACGAAGAAAAAAAGAAAAAUUAGGUCUUCCUUUAGAUUCCAGUUCUGAUGAAGAAGAGGUGCCGCCACCCAAAUGUCCAUCUCCUGAAAUUAUUGAAGAUCUUGCAGCACAACAGGCCUUUGAAAAAUUAAGGAAAGCUGCUCAUGUUAGACCAUGGGACAUUGGAAAAGAUGGUGUCCAAAAACCAGUGAUGACUCAAGACGAAUGGAAUGAAAAGCAACGGAACGAAAGGCAGACAGAGUUUGCUUGGGAUUAUGGUGGUACAUCAAAAUCUGUCAAUAAAACAGAUCAACAUUCUGAUGAAGAAGAUGACGAUGAAAUGGUAGGACCAUCGUUAGACAUGUUCACAAAAGCAACAAACCCCAACAUACAAAGUACGACAUCGUUCAACAGUUUUAAAAAGAAGCCCAUACACAACGAGUUAGAUGAUGAACCAAAUACUGUGAAAAACAAAUCUAGUUUUGACGACAGUUUUGACAAUUUGGAUAAUAUUCCAUUGCCUGCAGAACCCAAAAAAGGAGCAGAAAUUGCUCCGCCCCCUACAUAUGAAUAUUAUGGACCUAGUGGUAAAGGACCUAGGGUAGUUGAUCGCCUUGUAAGUGCGAAUGAAAUGAAGGAUUCAAUUUCAGUUGGAUUAAAUAGUAUCGCAAAUAGUAAAAGUAAACAUCGAGAAGUCAGAGGUAUUGUUGAGGAAAGCUAAACUUGUGAUAACUUAAAUAAUAUUUUUAUUUUUUUUGUAAUCGAUUGAAAAUUAUUUGAUUGUAAUCGUGAAAUAUGAAAUAGUGAAAUGUAUAAUAGUUGUACUAUAAAUACUUUAUUUUAUUAAAACAAUUGUGCUGUUUUAAGUUCUUAAACCCAUUAUCUAGCUUGUAUUUAUGAUAUAAACCA
Molecule: messenger RNA, 2030 nt
Organism: Adelges cooleyi (spruce gall adelgid)
Lineage: Eukaryota; Metazoa; Arthropoda; Insecta; Hemiptera; Adelgidae
Product: coiled-coil domain-containing protein 174
Exons: 7
Coding region: 220-1842 (540 amino acids)
Cellular component (GO): nucleus
Source: RefSeq, a predicted model, not a curated record